Messenger RNA from Colletotrichum spaethianum, 813 nucleotides. Its product is annotated as epidermal retinol dehydrogenase 2. The record is from RefSeq and is a predicted model, not a curated record. The transcript has 2 exons. The coding region runs from base 1 to 813 and encodes 270 amino acids. NCBI's taxonomy places the organism in Eukaryota, Fungi, Ascomycota, Sordariomycetes, Glomerellales, Glomerellaceae. Gene Ontology annotation, molecular function: oxidoreductase activity, acting on the CH-OH group of donors, NAD or NADP as acceptor.
AUGCGUUUGGCGUUGUGGUGCGUCGCCUUUUCCUGGGCUAUAUCGCUAAACUGCGUCUGGAACCGUAAGGCGCUCAAUCCGGCGCCUAAAUCAAAGCCAGACUUUUCGCAAGAGGUAGUUGUCGUUACCGGAGGGUCCACCGGUAUCGGUGCCAAACUCGUUCGCAAACUGGAAGCUGCUGGUGCCAUGGUCAUUAUACUCGAUGUAGCACCCCUAAGCUAUAUGGCCGGCCCCAAGACGUCGUACAUAAAGUGCAACAUCGGCUCGAGCGACGACGUCCGUGCAGCAGCCAAAAUCAUCCAGCAUCAACACGGCCAAGCAUCCAUGCUCGUUGCCAACGCCGGAGUCGUCCGUGGAAAGACAAUUCUGGAUGCCACCGACCAGGACCUCAAGUUGACCUUUGACGUGAACGUCCUCGGCCUCCUGUGGACUAUUCGCGCGUUCCUCCCCGGCAUGAUUUCUAAGAAUCACGGCCACGUGCUCGUCACUGCAUCUUCGACAGCCUUUGUAACGCUGGCCGGCAUGUCAGACUAUUCAGCCUCAAAAGCCGCGGUCAAUUCGCUGAUUGAAGGCCUCCAUACCGAACUUAAGCACAGGCACGGCAACCCUAGCGUGGCAAUCAGCGCGAUCUACCCCGCAACCAUCGGUACAGCUAUGUUCCAGGACCUGGACGUCCCCAAUACGUUCAUGACGCCCAUACUGGAUCCGGAAGAGGUUGCCCAGAGAAUGUUUGAUAUACUAUCCAAAGGCCAAAGGUACGUUUUGGCCGGCUACUUCAUUCUGUAUCCUAGAGAUCCCACCCCCGUUGACUGA